Molecule: messenger RNA, 1038 nt
Organism: Paramecium tetraurelia
Lineage: Eukaryota; Ciliophora; Oligohymenophorea; Peniculida; Parameciidae
Exons: 4
Biological process (GO): cytoskeleton-dependent cytokinesis
Cellular component (GO): septin complex; microtubule cytoskeleton; cell division site
Molecular function (GO): molecular adaptor activity; GTPase activity; GTP binding
Source: RefSeq, a predicted model, not a curated record
AUGUUUAACUAAUCUAGCAAAUCAACGUCACUUAAAUAGCCUUUACCUAUCAUUUAGUAAAAUAUUGAAAAAUCAGUAUAUGAAUCCUAAAUUUAUGAAUCAAUCGCAGAUUCAUAACCAGGAUCAGAAAUUCAAGCCCUUAUUCAAUAGAAAAAAAUAUAAGAUCAGAAACCAAUCUAUUUAAAUAUCAUGGUUGUUGGAUAAUCAGGAUUGGGAAAAUCGACAUUUAUAGAUGUCUUGUUGAAAAAAAAACUUGGAACUGGACAAAUAAUUAGAGAUUCCACUCUUUAAAUCUAAGAAAUUUAGGGGCAAAUCUAUAAUAACGAUUUAAGUUUAAAUAUCAAAUUUAUUGAUACUCCAGGUUUUCGACACUAAUAUGGUUUACGUUCAUGGUUAAAGUUACUUAGCACCUAUAUUCACAAUCAAUUUAAUACAUAUAAAUUAAGACAGACCUAAUAAUAUGAAAGCAAGGAGAAAUUUUAAUAAUUAUCAUAAUAAGAUCUUGAUGAAAGAGUUCACGUUUGCCUCUACUUUUUUUCAGGUCCUAGAAUUUAAGCAGAAGAUUUAUAAGCCUUGAAAAAGAUAAGUGGUUUAGUGAAUGUCAUUCCAAUCUUAGCAAAAGGUGAUUCAUAUACAAAAAAUGAGAUUAUUCAAUUGAAAUAGUAGUUUAAUGAUCUCAUUAGCGAAUAUCAUAUCGAUUUAUUUAAAUGCCAAUGCAACAACAGCUAUCAAGAAAAAGGUUAAUUUGGUAUCACCCCGCCUUACGUGAUAAUUAGUUCAAUUGAAUAAUUUUAAGUUGGAAAUCAUUUUAUUUAUGGAAGAAAAUUUCCUUGGGGAAUUUGUGACAUUUUUAACCCUUAACAUUCAGAUUUGUCCAUACUUUAUAAAUUAUUAAUAGGGCAUUACUGUUUUGAACUAAUUAGUUUGACAGAAUAUCUUUACAACAAAUAUGAACAAAAAGAAAAAGAAAAACUAAAAUUAUAAUUAUCGAAUUAAAAUUGGUUAAGAAACCUUUUGCGCUAUUUCUUUAAUUUAUGA